This is a messenger RNA of Sciurus carolinensis (gray squirrel), 4224 nucleotides long. It is a transcript of the gene Gosr1, whose product is annotated as golgi SNAP receptor complex member 1. NCBI's taxonomy places the organism in Eukaryota, Metazoa, Chordata, Mammalia, Rodentia, Sciuridae. The record is from RefSeq and is a predicted model, not a curated record. The coding region runs from base 24 to 701 and encodes 225 amino acids. Gene Ontology annotation, cellular component: cis-Golgi network; SNARE complex; Golgi medial cisterna. Gene Ontology annotation, biological process: endoplasmic reticulum to Golgi vesicle-mediated transport; vesicle fusion. Gene Ontology annotation, molecular function: SNAP receptor activity. The transcript has 10 exons.
CCGACUGACGUUGGACAACAAAGAUGGCGGCAGGAACCAGCAAUUACUGGGAAGAUCUCAGGAAACAGGCUCGACAACUGGAAAAUGAACUUGACCUGAAACUAGUUUCCUUCAGUAAACUAUGUACAAGUUACAGUCACAGCAGCACCCGAGAUGGAAGACGCGACAGGUAUAGUUCUGACACAACACCCCUUUUAAAUGGAUCAAGCCAAGACAGAAUGUUUGAGACAAUGGCAAUUGAGAUUGAACAACUUUUGGCAAGGCUUACAGGGGUAAAUGAUAAAAUGGCAGAAUAUACCAAUAGCGCAGGUGUCCCCUCCUUGAAUGCAGCACUGAUGCAUACGUUACAGCGACAUAGAGACAUAUUACAGGAUUAUACACAUGAAUUUCAUAAAACCAAAGCAAACUUUAUGGCAAUACGGGAAAGGGAGAAUCUCAUGGGAUCAGUACGAAAAGAUAUUGAGUCAUAUAAAAGUGGAUCUGGAGUAAACAACAGAAGAACUGAACUAUUUUUGAAAGAACAUGACCACCUCAGAAACUCUUCUGACAGCUCAGAUCGUCUGAUAGAAGAAACAAUAAGGUCCUCAGUCUUAUUUCUCUGCAUGUACCACAAGAUGGAUCCUGUGUCGACUGGAUUCUUCAUUACCUGUAUAACAGCCACUUUCCAGAGGCUGGGUGAUCCAAGAUCAAGGUGCUGGUAGAUCCAGUGUAUGAUGAGGAUCCACUUCCUGGUUUGCAGAUGGCUCUUGUAUACUCACCACAGAAAGCAAGCUUCUUGUCAAUUAUUCCAUUCAUGGAGGACCAGCACAUCUAACCCAAUUGUCUUUCCAAGUCUAAUACUGUCAUGCUGGAGGUUAGGAUUUCAAUAGAUGGACAUUGAAGGGAGGAACAUAAAUACUCAACCCAUGCCUCUUCCCCUGGAAAGACUCCCUGACCCGCCCCUCCUCUGUGCCUCCUGAUUUCCUCUGUGCUCCCUCAACCUCCAUCAGAGCAUUUUAUCCCAUCCUGUUACAUUCAGUAGGUACCUCCCAGUCUCCCCAUGAGGAGACUGUGAGUACCUUGUGGGCAGUGACUGUCCUAGUUCAUCUUUAUAUUCCCCAGCACAAGGAACAUAGGAAAUAUUGAAAAGGGAGAAAGAGAUAAAUAGAAGAAUCCAGUUGCCCUGAACUAAAGUGCAGCGACUUAGAAUUGCAUGUUGUCAUACGUUCUUGCCUCUUCAUUAACCACCCCUUCCCUGUUGUGUACACCUAACCCUUCCAUUUUCUUUUCCUGUGAUUGGUCAGCUGAAAUACCCCAAGUAUCCACAGCCAUUUCAAGACAUCCCUAUUAUCAAAGAAAACUUUGGAAGCAAAUAGUAGCUGUAAAAUGGGACAGCUCGUGGGAGAGUGAUCGCCAAGGAGAUCCCUCUUGUGGAAUUCAGGUAGCUGCUUGGCAGUCCAUGAGAAAUGAUCCUUUCCAUUUCAGAGUCAUAAGACUUGAGCCAGUAAGAGAAAUAGGACAAUCUUGUAGCACCUAUGCUCAUAACCUAUGACCAAGUGACUCCACCUCUAAGAAUCUCAUAGACAUAAAAAGAUGUAUCUAUAAGGAUAUUCAUGGCACCAUUGAUUUUAAAUGAAAAAAGUUUAAAUAACUGUUCAUCAGUAAGUGAAUAAAUAAGGUAGCUUUUACAGAGAAAGGUAACUGGGGCUGGGGCUGCGACCCAGAGGCAAAGCGCUUGCCUAGCACGCGUGAGCACGUGUUGGAUCCUCAGAACCACAUGAAAAUAAAUAAAAACAAAGGUAUUGUGUCCAUCUACAACCAAAAAAAAAUAUUAAAAAAAAAGAAAGGUAAUUUACUGUGGACUGAUGAGAAAUCAUCUCUAAGACAUUGCUAAGUGGAGAAAAUGAUACAUGUGUGUCACAUACAUGCUUUAAAAAAAAACAUCUCUCUUGAUGUGUAACUGACAAGAAACUAAAUGUUUAAAGUGAACAAUGUGAUAAGUUUUGACUUACAUAUGCACCUAGGAAACCAUUACCCUAAUCAAGAUAGUGACUAUAUCCAUCACCCCCAAAAGUUCCUUUGUGACCCUCCAAACUCCUCCAGCCCUUUCCUACCCCUCAUCCCAAGUAACCAUGGCUCUGCUUUCUGUCACAAUAAAUUAGUUUGCAUUUCCUAGAAUUUUUGUUUGUUUGUUUGGUUGGUUGGUUUUUGGUACUGGGAAUUGAACCCAGUGGCACUUAACCACUGAGCCACAUCCCCAGUCUUUUUUCAUAUUUUAUUUUGAGACCGGGUCUCACUAAGUUGCUUAGGGCCUCACUAAGUUGCUGAGGUUGACUUUGAACUCUCCAUCCUCCUGCCUUAGCCUCCCAAGUCAAUGGGAUAAUAGGCACCUAGAGUUUUAUAUAAGUGGAAUCAUAGAAUAUGUAUUCUUUUGAGGUGGGAGAAUCUGGCGUUUUUCACUCAGCUUUACUAUUUUGAUAUUCAAGUAUGUCAUUGUGUAUCCCAAUAACCCAUUCUAUUUCACUUCUGAAACAGUGUCCCGUUGUGUGAAUGGGACACAAUUUUCUCAUCCACUUCUCUGCUCUUGCCCUCUCAGGUUUCCAUUUGGGGCCCAUUACAAGCAAAGCUGCUCUGAACAUUCAUGCACAAGUCUACAUAAACAUACUUCCUCUUCUCUUUGGUAAAUGCCUAUAAGAAGAUUCACUGAAUCAUUUGGCAAAUGUGUUUUUAACCCCUUAAGAAAAUGCCAAGCUAUUUUCCUAAGUGUUUGAUUUUGCAACUGAGUAUAAGAGAGUCCCAGUUCACAUCCUUUCCAACAUUUUGUGUAAGUUUUAGCCAUUGAAUGAGAUGUGCAGUGAUCUCUCAUGCAUUUCCCUAAUGACUAAGGAUGUCGAUCACCUUUUCAUGUGUGCACUUGUUAUCUGCAUAUCUCUUUGGUGAAAUGUCUGUUCAGAUAUUUCACCCAUUUUAAUACGCUGUUUGUUAUAGGGUGUAGAAUAUUGGGAAAGAUAUUCAAGAAAAUAUCUUACAAGCAGUUGCCUAGUGAAAAAAAUGAGCAGACUGGAGGUCAUAGAUGGGGAGGACUCUGGAUUUUUCACUUAGCAUAGACUGCAUUUUUUAAUCAUUUAAAUUAUAUUUUUAAAAAGACAAAUAGCUGCUUUGAAAACAUCAGUAUUGAAAGCAUAUUUCUUAAUGGACAGAUGGAGACUGUUCUGUUUAGCCAAGAGCACUUCAGAAACUCCUCGCUGGUAGGAAAUUGGAGCACUGAACCAUUAAUGGGACCGUGAGCGUUCCGCACUGGAUCGGAUUCAAUCAUUGAUGGUGGCGCACAGUUGGCAAUGAUGACGUCUGGGCCAUGGCUCCACUAAGACAAGCAGAAUGUGGUGUUUAUAUUGAAGUGAAUACUGUUCCAGCUUCCUGAUUUCCUGCCCUUUUUCUAUUGAAGGUCACCAAUGAAAAGAACCCAGAAAGGGCUCUCCCAGCCUGUCUGACCACAGGUUUGAUUCAUUUUCCUUCUCACAGCGUGCUUUCUGCUUUCCACCUGGGAUGUGAUGUAGCUUGUAGGUAUUGUAGACCCUGGGCAGGUAAGCGCCCCAUCCAAGUUCACGUCCUUUUAAGAAAGCAAUGGAGAAUUAACAAGAAAUGCUUUCUCUUCCAAGACCUCUUUGUGACUAUUCCCGUCUUGUUCUUCAAUCCAUUCAUUAGUUCAUAAAAAUUUCACAUAAAUUAAAUUCAUCUCCUAUGCUGUGUCCUACCAGAUUGAUAGUUAAUUCUAAGUAAACACUGACAUUUUCCUUAAAGAAGUUCUUGACUGGGUGUGAUGGUGCAUGCCCCAAAUCCCAGCUACUCAAGAGGCUGAGGCAGGAGGAUUGCAAGUUCAAGGCCCAGACUGGGCAACUUAGCAAGACUGGUCCCCUAGUGGGGUUAUAGCUCAGUGGUAGAGUGCUUGUCUAGCAUGUGCAAAGUCCUGAAUUCAAUCCCCAGCAAUGCAGUAUUUUUUAAAGAAGUUACUUAUUCCAGGGAAGUAUAUUGCUGUCAUAAUUUGGACAUCAUUGAUUAUGACGUGAAAUUUGGUGUAUUUCAGCCUAAAACUCCUUGAAAUUCUGUGUUGAAAAUGGGAAAAUGUUAUGGAUCAAUUCACUGGUUCAGUAUCUGAGCUAUUUGAAGUAAAAUUUUCUUUGCCAACAAAAUUAACAUGUGUUUAUGUUGAAAAUAUGGAUCACACAAGGCAAAUAAAAUGUUCUA